Molecule: messenger RNA, 1788 nt
Organism: Diceros bicornis minor
Lineage: Eukaryota; Metazoa; Chordata; Mammalia; Perissodactyla; Rhinocerotidae
Product: liver carboxylesterase-like
Exons: 13
Coding region: 1-1656 (551 amino acids)
Biological process (GO): lipid catabolic process
Cellular component (GO): endoplasmic reticulum; lipid droplet
Molecular function (GO): carboxylic ester hydrolase activity
Source: RefSeq, a predicted model, not a curated record
AUGGUCCCACAGCAGCUAGAACCAGGGCUGAUGGGGAAGCUGCAGGGAGGGCUCCCAUACUCGCCGCCUGUUGUGGACACCGUGCAGGGCAAGGUCCUGGGGAAGUACGUCAGCUUAGAAGGAUUUGCACAGCCCAUGGCCGUUUUCCUGGGCGUCCCUUUUGCCAAGCCUCCUCUUGGACCCCUGAGGUUCGCUCCGCCGCAGCCUGCAGAACCAUGGCACUUCGUGAAGAACACCACCUCCUACCCUCCUAUGUGCUCCCAGGACCCAGUGACUGGACAGGCGCUCUCAGAGCUCUUUACCAAUAGAAAGGAGAACAUUCCUCUCAAGUUUUCUGAAGACUGUCUUUACCUAAAUAUAUACACUCCUGCUGACUUGACGAAGAAAAGCAGGCUGCCCGUGAUGGUGUGGAUCCAUGGAGGUGGUCUGAGGAUAGGUGGAGCAUCCACCUAUGAUGGGUUGCCCCUCUCUGCCCAUGAAAACGUGGUGGUGGUGACCAUUCAGUACCGCCUGGGCAUCUGGGGAUUCUUCAGCACGGGGGACGAACACGGCAGGGGAAACUGGGGUCACUUGGACCAGGUGGCUGCACUGCACUGGGUCCAGGAGAACAUUGCCAACUUUGGAGGUGACCCAGGCUCCGUGACCAUCUUUGGAGAGUCAGCGGGAGGUGAAAGUGUUUCUGUUCUUGUGUUAUCUCCACUGGCCAAGGACCUCUUCCACCGGGCCAUCUCUGAGAGUGGAGUGGCCUUCACUUUUGGCCUGGUCCAGAAGGACUCGAAGGCUGCAGCUCAGCAAAUUGCCCUGUUUGCUGGGUGUAACACCACCACCUCGGCUGUCCUUGUUCACUGCCUGAGCCAGAAGACAGAGGACGAGCUCCUGGAGACGACGCUGAAGAUGAACCAUCCUUACCUGCCCACUGUGGUUGAUGGAGUGCUGCUGCCAAAGAUGCCUGAAGAGAUUCUGGCGGAAAAGACAUUCAAUACUGUUCCCUACAUCGUCGGAAUCAACAAGCAAGAGUUUGGCUGGAUAAUUCCAAAGAUGAUGGGCCUCCCACACUCUGAAGGCAAGCUGGACCAGAAGAUGGCCAUGUCACUCUUGCAGAAGUUCUGCCACAUCCUGAACAUCCCUGAGGAACUGACUCCAGUGGCCAUUGAGAAGUAUUUAGGAGGGACAGACGACCCUGUCAAAAAGAAAGACCUGUUCUUGGAUUUGAUGGGAGAUGUGAUGGUAGGAGUCCCAUCUGUGACUUUGGCCCGUCUCCAUAGAGAUGCCGGAGCCCCCACCUACAUGUAUGACUUUCAGUAUCGCCCAAGCUUCUCAUCAGACAUGAAACCCGAGACAGUGAUUGGGGACCACGGGGAUGAGCUCUUCUCAGUCUUCGGGGCCCCGUUUCUAAAAGAGGGUGCCUCAGAAGAGGAGAUCAAACUCAGCAAGAUGGUGAUGAAAUUCUGGGCCAACUUUGCUCGCAAUGGGAACCCCAAUGGGCAGGGGCUGCCCCAUUGGCCAGCGUAUGACCAGAAGGAAGGGUACCUGCAGAUUGGUGUCACCACUCAAGCAGCCCAGAAGCUGAAAGAAAAGGAAGUGGUUUUCUGGACCGAAUUCCUGGCCAAGGAGGCAACAGAGAAGCGACAUCAGACAGAACAUGUUGAGCUUUGAGUGGGCAGCCUACCCAGCCUCGAAGGCCUAGUGGAACCCAGAAGGACAGAUGGAGUAUUCUAUAGAAGGUGUUUCUGGGUCAAUGAGGCAUCUGAUUGUGGAGGUUGGAGAAUUGCCUGAUGGGAGUGGGCA